Molecule: messenger RNA, 2266 nt
Organism: Nymphaea colorata (pocket water lily)
Lineage: Eukaryota; Viridiplantae; Streptophyta; Magnoliopsida; Nymphaeales; Nymphaeaceae
Exons: 2
Coding region: 578-1747 (389 amino acids)
Biological process (GO): protein N-linked glycosylation; N-acetylglucosamine metabolic process
Cellular component (GO): membrane
Molecular function (GO): beta-1,4-mannosylglycoprotein 4-beta-N-acetylglucosaminyltransferase activity
Source: RefSeq, a predicted model, not a curated record
UCAGCCUCCUGCUUGGUGGCAUCUGAGGAAUCAGAACAAACUGCCACCACAUUUACAACACAUUGCCAACACGGCUCUCAGGGGAAGAGGAGGAGGAGUUGGGCAACACACAGCAAAUCUCCCCCGCUUCCCACCAAAGUUGUCUCCUUCCUCCAACUCUUUAUUAGCCGUUUGCUUCCUAUUAUUUGUACUUCUCCCUUUUUCUCCUCCUCCUAUUUUAAGAGGGAGGGAGGGAGGAAAGGAGGAAACGGCUGGAAUUGUCUGAUUAAGGUUGGAGAGGGAGAUAGAGAGAGAGAGAGGCGGCCGAGGAAUCAGGGAAGGAUUGUGGGAUUUCUCUCUAUUCCAGCGCCUGAUUUCUGUGAGGCGCCUUCCACAUCUUCCCGCCGAUUUUCUCUUGGGAAGUCUGCAAGUCAAUCAGAACCUUCUCUGUUUCUUUUGUGUGUGUGUGAGAGAGAGAGAGAGAGGUGGUGGGCUGGGAGCAUCACCAGUGGUUCUCUUUCUCUCUCUUUUUCGAUUUGGGUGGUGGUAGUUUUGGUGUUUUGGGUUAUCUGAGAAGGGGAUUUUGGAUAACGGCACGAUGACGCCGGAGGGUGGCUAUUACGCCAACAAGAAGACGGAUGAUAUCUGCGAAGAUUUCUGCGGUGAGGAUUCAUCACCAGCUGCUAGGAGUUUAUCUAGACUGAAAUGUAUCUUCAGAGGAUUGGACUUGAGAGCGUUUCUCCUCCUAUUCGUGGGUGUUCCCCUACUAGUGUUUGCAAUUUACUUGCAUGGUCAGAAAAUUACAUAUUUCCUGCGUCCGAUAUGGGAGAAACCACCAAAACCAUUUAAUAUCAUACCUCAUUAUUAUUAUGAGAAUGCAUCCAUGGAGCACCUCUGCAAGCUUCACGGGUGGGGAGUCCGUGAGUCACCAAGACGGGUUUUUGAUGCAGUGCUGUUCAACAAUGAAGUCGACAUGCUCACAAUCAGAUGGAAAGAGCUAUAUCCAUAUAUCUCACACUUCGUACUUCUUGAAUCAAAUUCUACUUUCACAGGGAGAGUGAAGCCUUUUGUGUAUCAGAACAAUCGACAUCAGUUCGAAUUUGUAGAACCCAGGCUGACCUAUGGAACAAUUGGUGGUAGGUUUAAGAAGGGAGAAAAUCCUUUUGUUGAGGAGGCAUAUCAACGAGUUGCACUAGAUCAUCUUCUUAGGAUUGCAGGUAUAAUGGAUGAUGAUCUUCUGAUUAUGUCUGAUGUUGAUGAAAUUCCAAGCAGGCAUACCAUUAAUCUUUUGAGAUGGUGUGACGAAAUCCCCCCUGUUCUGCACCUGCAGCUUCGAAAUUAUUUAUAUUCAUUUCAGUUUCCUGUUGAUUAUAAGAGUUGGCGUGCAUCUGUACAUAGAUACCAGGCCGGUAAAACAAGGUAUGCGCACUUUCGCCGGACAGAUGAUCUGCUGGCGGAUUCUGGAUGGCAUUGCAGUUUCUGUUUCCGUCAUAUCAGUGAGUUCAUAUUUAAGAUGAAAGCAUACAGUCAUGUAGAUCGAAUUAGGUUCUCUCACUACUUGAAUCCUUCAAGGAUCCAGAGUGUAAUCUGCCAGGGGGCAGACUUAUUUGACAUGCUGCCAGAGGAGUACACGUUCAAGGAAAUUAUUGCGAAACUGGGACCUAUUAAAAGUUCGUAUUCAGCAGUUCACCUUCCAUAUUAUGUCAUAGAGAAUGCAGAUAAAUACAAGUUUCUUUUGCCUGGUAAUUGCUUACGAGAGAGUGGCUAGAGUGGGUGUCAGUGGCUUUUACUUUUCCUGUUCAGCUUGGCUUGUUGCUUGUGCCAAGAGAGUUUGUACCAAAAAAUCUCAUGUAUCUAACGCUGGAGUUGUCUCCUAAAUGAACUUGGACGAUUUAUUGGAGGGGUACAUGAAGACAGCAGGUCUCAAUUUGAGUGGUGAAGUGAUUUCUGUUGGUGGAUACUUGUGUUUUGCCUUCUCUGUAGAAUAUCACUUGUAAGGAGCAAAUGUCUGGUGACAGCCACUGAAUUCGGGGCUACAAGUCUUCUUUUGUAUGAUACCUGCGAUCAAGAGGAUGUGACAGUCAUACGAGCCUGUAUUGUGCUCAGUUUUUGCUUUUGACUUGCAUCUGUUACAUCAGCUCUUUUAGCUUUUCUUUUUACAUUUUGUAUUUACCUCUUAAUUACCUCUACCUUUCUGUUGUGAUUCCUUUUACUGCUUGUAUCUAUUCAUGGAGAAGUUUUAGAAAAAUGGCACUAUUGAGGGAAUGAGCAGCAUUUUAUUUGUUUC